UCCACUAGUAGCUUCGAUGCUCGAACCCAAUGAUGAGUUUCAGGUAUCUGUAACCGGUAACCAGCAGCAUCUACUGCCAUGUGGUGAUGCCACACAAACAUGUGCGGUGCACAAUUCGUAACUCCUAGGAGUUGAUGUCUUCCAUGAGAGGCACAUGGAAGUUCGGCAGUUGCAUUGUUUGGCUCCUUCUUGAAUCAUCAGAUUAGAACUUCAGAUUUUCUUGCUCCCUGAACUGUAUUAAGGAGAUCUCUCUUGAAAUCUGAGUAUCCAUCUACUACUUUUUCUUUCAAACAUGACAUUGCAAGAAAUGGGAAAUCCAGAUCAAAACACAGCGAUGGGUACAACUUUGGAUUGAAUUCUCUAGCUUCACUGAGCUUCUGCUCUCUGUGGACAUUUAAUGACAUGUCACAUAACCCAAAAGUUCUGAAUGUUCAGAAUCCUAAGCCCUGCCGACAGUUAAAUUUCGCUAGUACUACUAUCUCACUUGUUAGUCAUCAGGUCAAGGGCCUCACUGAGCUCAGAAUUUGAAUAACGGCAAGUGGAGUCCUACACUAAAAAGAUAUAGGGAGUGGGCUCGAUCCGAGAUAUCGUUGUUGGUUGGACGGCGGCGCUGGGAUCAUGAGCCAUGUGAUCACGUUGUUCGACGGGGAGCAACUGACAGUAUCUGCACUUCUGCUCCGGUGCUCCUCCCCUGGAAAAAUUCUAGGCGCGUCAAACACUAUAACGGUGGAGAUCUUCCCAUACUUGUUUGUAAGCGGGGGCACGAUCACAUUUUUAGCGUAGGUUCACCAUCCAUACAACCCUGUACAGGCCCGUAUGGUCCGUAUUGUGUUGUACCUCGUUUUUGUAUGUAUCUACGGUCACGUACGUGUGCCGAAAUAGAAAGAUUCUAUAAAGAUCUUACUCACGUGACCUCUUUUUUUUUCUUACGCGACGUACACAUACCGUAGCAAUACAGACGGGUAUACAUAUGCUGGAUAUGGAUUUCGGCGAGCCCAACACAGAAAAAAAAAAACCCAACUAUAACCUUUAACUUUGUUAGGGGGGAGCACCGGAGCAACCCUCCAGUAUCUGAGGCAAGCGAGGUUAGUUGCUAACUAACUUCUGAUCACGACCGGUCAAACGCCACACACAAAGAUGCAUCGCAGCUUCUGCAAAUCUGCUUCGAUUUUGGCAUCCCAUGCUCCGAGCUGAGGACCUAUAAAAGGGUGCACACAGCAUAGCUAUUCCUCCACAACUACGUUGGCAUUGCACAAGUAGUAGAGCAACAGAGGCCUUCAGUUCUUGACUUAUUGUAGUGUUUGUGACGCCAAAGAGCCAAAGAUCAAUGGCGAACGUGAGCAUCUCGAAGCCGGCUAAGGGCCUGACGCGCAAGAGGAGUUUCAAGCUCGGCCUGCCGCUGCUCUGCGGCCAGUCCGACGUGGCGAGCCCCGUCGCCCGGUCAUCGUCGUCGUCUUCCAGCAGGAGAUCGUCCGGCACCGGUAGCAGCGGCAGGAAGUCCGAGCUGCGCAGGAUCUUCCAGCACUUCGACAGGGACAACGACGGGAAGAUCUCGGGGGCCGAACUGAGCGCCUUCUUCGCGUCCAUGGGCGACGACCUGCAGGUGCCGCCGUCGUCCGGCGGGUACCUGCUGGACUUCGCCGGUUUCGUGGCGCUGAUGGAGAGAGGGGAGGGCAGCCAGGAGGAGGACCUGAAGAGGGCGUUCGAGGUGUUCAACGCCGUCGAGCCCGCCGGGAGGAUCACGGCCAGGGGGCUGCGCAGGGUGCUCGCCCAGCUCGGCGACGAGCGCUCCGUUGCCGACUGCGAGGCCAUGAUACGGGCAUACGACGUCGACGGCGACGGCGGCCUCGACUUCCACGAGUUCCAGAGGAUGAUGAGCUAGUUAACUAGCUCAGGCUGGCCACAGUGCCAGUAGUGGUUGUUCAUAACUCUGCAUCCAGAUGAGACCAUGCAGAUUGCUGUCUCAUUUUGUGUUGUUUGCUAGUGACACCGGUGUAUCACUACAUUACACUUGAUUUUUUUUCUCUUCUUCUUCAGUAUGUUGCCAUGUUGGCUUUACAGAAUUGACAAGUUUUUCCGAGAUUUUUCCUCUUCUUCAGUGUUUUCCAGAGCUUCGUCUCUGCAAGAUGACUGAAGACGUAGUGGAAUGGACAAGUUUCAUGUGAAACAUCUCAGUGUCAUGUACCGUUAGAAUUUGAAAUGGAAAGAAAAAUCUGGUUUUAUGAUC
Molecule: messenger RNA, 2227 nt
Organism: Lolium perenne
Lineage: Eukaryota; Viridiplantae; Streptophyta; Magnoliopsida; Poales; Poaceae
Product: probable calcium-binding protein CML41
Molecular function (GO): calcium ion binding
Source: RefSeq, a predicted model, not a curated record